This is a messenger RNA of Centropristis striata (black sea bass), 3294 nucleotides long. It is a transcript of the gene tmem265, whose product is annotated as transmembrane protein 265. The record is from RefSeq and is a predicted model, not a curated record. NCBI's taxonomy places the organism in Eukaryota, Metazoa, Chordata, Actinopteri, Perciformes, Serranidae. Bases 636 to 1700 code for a protein of 354 amino acids. The transcript has 2 exons.
UCCUCUCGCUGUUGCACCGCUCUGCUGCCUCCUCUGUGCAUGAGCCAUCUUCUCGGUCUGCGGUCUCCACUUUAACGAUUCCGCGUCGCCGCUGAUGCUGCUGCUCCACUUCUGACCGACUUCCCCCCUCCGGCUGCUCCGCACAGCCGGAGCCCGCCCGAGCAGCAGCAGCAGCGAGCCCGACACGGCUCUCUGUGCUCCUGCUGCUGCGUGGAAAGAGAAACCGACACAGCGGCGGACCCCCCGACACUGCAGGAGGUGACAGAUCCAGAUUCAGAUCGAGCCUCUGCAACAGACACGCAGACAUCGGCCAUGCCAGAUCUGCUGGGAGGGGGAAAUCUUGAUAAGUGUGAGCCGGUUUUUUUUGUUCCUACAAACUCGGGUCUGCUUGGUGUGGCAGUGGCGAUGACUUUCCCCUCUAACAGCCUCGAGAUGAGCCUUCUGCUGGAGCCUGACUCUACACAAACACCCGGACUGUAAGAAGGGGACUUUAUCACCGAGCCCGACUCAUCAACGGCAAUAAAAGAGACUUUAUUAGUCACCGACUGCGCUCCCACUUGGAAGAAAAAGCACAUUCAGUUGCUGUUAAUCAAGCCAGGGGGAUCGAGCCCAAGUGCAAGACGAAUGGUUCGGGCAUGGUGCCCACGCCCCAGGUGUGCGUAUCAACCCUGGUCACAGUGAGCACGAUGGCAGUGGUGGACCUCUACCUGCUGGAGCAGAGCAUGCUGGGUGCUCGUGGUCUUCCAGGACCUGGCGUGUGGCAGUGUGUGGCAGUGUUGCUAGGAGAUGUGGGCUUCCUGCUCGCGCUGCGCUUCGUGUCGGCCGGCGUGGUGUCGGAGGCGCGAUCUCCACGUCGUGGUUUUGCCAAUGCCCUCUGGUUCCUGUUCCUGUCCCUGCUCCAGCUCAAGCUCUUCUUCGUCUGCCACAACUACAGGCAGGAGCGCCGGCCGCCCGACCCGCUCGCCAGGAAGACCCUGACCCUGCUGCUGUCCAUCUGCCUGCCCUCGCUGUUUCUCAUCCUGACGGGGGCCGACCACAUGACCCCGCAGCGCAGGAAGCAGGAGGUGCGGGGCCGGCUCCUGUGGGUGGUGGUGGACCUGCUGGAUGUGCUGGACCUGCAGGCGGGGCUGUGGGAGGCUCAAGGCGGCGCUGCAGCGGGGGCCGGAGGGGUCGUUGAGCAGAGGCUGCCCAUCUGGGCCGAGGGCCUGGUGUUCUUUUACUGCUACGCCCUCCUGCUGCUGCUCCCCUGCGUGGCCCUCACAGAGCUGGGGGCCACGGGCCUGCCAGGACAGAGGGGGCCCCGUAAGGAGGCUCUGUACCCGUGGCUCAGCUUGGUCACGAUCAAUAUCUUCACCCUGGCCCUGAGGGGCACAGGCAUGCUGUGGUACAGGGACCCCCGUGUGUCCACCGUGUUCCUGGGGAAGAACCUGCUGGCUCUGGCUGUGAAGCUGAGCUCCGCCUGGGAGAGGCACAAGCAGGAGCGCGGUGCUGCAGGAGCUGGAACCGGUGCAGGAGCAGAAGCAGGAGACUCAACCCUGCCAAGUCAGAGCUCAGAGCAGGGAGAGGGCCAGGCCCAGGGGAAAGCUCCUCCCUCUCAUUAUCACACACUGUCUCGCUCCCAGAGCCACACUCUCUCCCACGUCAGCCUGGAGCCCACAGAGACGCCCCUAGGACCUUCUUUCAUCUCCCAUGAACUCUAAGGAGUCGAGCUGAACAUGCACGCAUGUGAUCACACCCACACUCAAAUCUCGGACCAACAGAGCUGGUAUCACAUCCAAACAGAUAACUCGUAUUGGAUUUUCCGUACAACAGUGAUGGGUAUAAUGCAAAACUAUGGAAAUGCAUUUGGCAAGCUUGGCUUUCUGCACAUUUUUUUGUGCUAAGAACUUCAAAAUGCAUUGCUGGGAUUUGUGGGAGUGUAUUUUUUAAAUUCAACACUGUGAACACAUCUAUCAGCCUGUAAAGAAUAUUCCAGAAAUGUAUGUUUAAACCUAGUAUUUCCUUCUAUAAUCUGGGCAAGGUCGCCCAAACUGCCACAGAUUUGUUAAAUUUGGGGCAUUCUGUUCGAUUUUUUUGGUCGGUCAUAUACUCACUCUCUUUUGUCAUUCGUGCUCUGCUACUUUGUUAAAUUUGAGUUCAGGUCAUGUGGGUUGUCACAAAAAAAUGUGAUCAACACUCUUUUACCGUUAGAUGCCAAAAUACAGACUGUGACCUUUAGUUUUUUCUCUGUCACUCUACAGAGACCUUUCAAAGAGAAAAGUUUAAUACCAAGGACUGAUGAUUUAUAUUUCAUCAGUACCACAAAGCAAUGAUUCAAAGCCAUCUGCCUGUAAAACUCACUAGACACAUCGCUUCAAUAUUUCAAUGUAGAAUCAAACCCAGUGGAUUGAAACUUUUCUGAUUUGUAGCUCUUUAAAUCACUCGACUCACGACCCCAAGCAAUGUCCACUUCUUACAUUUUUCUUAUCUGAAAAGAUUGGCUAAAGUGUUAAAGUGAACACUUUUUUACACUAAAAAAGAAGAGCAGAAAGGUAAGAGAAAAAGUUGAAAGAAAAUAAAAAUAUGUGUAGCAGAUGUUUUCUCCUCAUAUCCUACAUGUUUAAUACUCUCAUGGCGUCCCACAUUUACCCAACAACUCCUUGAAGGGUCUCUUCCCCAAGGGCGGGCACCUCAAGAGGCAACCUCCUUGGGUAAAAAGUGAAUCCAAUGCAGAAAUGCCAAAAACUGCUAUUUCAUUCCCCUGGGAGACAAUCCCCAUAGGCGUCCAUGUUGAGAUCCCAAAUUUUUCAGCAGAAAUAAACAGGUUUGCAGCCUUGUGCAAGAAAAGAUUGUCUCUAUAGCUAAUUUUGUGGGUGAAUCUUUAUACAACCCACCAGUUCAAACUAUAUUAAGUGUUAAAGACAUAAUUAAGGGCAUUGACACUUCACAUGACAGCUGGUUUGGGCGUUUUCACACAACGUUAUCCUAAUAGGUUUGGGUUAGCAGGGGCUCCACCUUUUACUAGGUCGAGAAAGUAGUUGUCAUGCCAUUAAAUGGGCCGCUAUAUUAACAUUUAUUGUCCGGUGCCAAUCGCUUGAGGCCAUAGUAACUUUAACAGGAGCGAAAGAGGAUGUUUAGUCGUAUAAAGACUGACAGUGUCCGCACAUGGAGGAAGGUCGGGGUGGUGAAUGGCUCAGGAGACUGGGGUUGGCAUCCUGUAGCAGAUGCCUUACACUAUAAUUUAGUUAAAUUAUAGUACAGCAACAGUAUAAACGAACCUGGUCUCACAGGAGUCCGUGGAAUAGCCACGGAAUC